GUUAGCAACAGUACAGAUGUUAGCUGUCAGAUUUUUGUGUUGUGGUAAUGAAACACGCAUUAUACCGCGGUGUGUUUUCAUUUCUCUUUUAACGGAGUGAAACAUUAUCGCAUCAAGUGGGUGCUCUCCUCUUCACCAGUUGGCCUGCGUGCGGCAGCAGAUGUUCUGGUGGGAUCUUUCCCUCGGAUACUGGCUCUUUGCCUGAUCCUGAAAUCCCAGCAGAGCAGGAUGGCUGAUACUGGGAACCAGUCAUGUCUGAUGGGAGCUGAGGACAUAGUCUCCCUCUUGGUGUGCUGGUUUCACGUGUGGGAAGAAUGGGCGGGCCUUGGUCAGGUGGAGGACUAUCUCAGUGUUUUGGAGUACCUGUUGUGGGUCUUCACCCCUCUAGCUGUCGUCUUCAUCCUGCCAUUCCUCAUCGUUAUCCUGCUGUACCUCUCGAUACUCUUCCUCCACGUCUAUAAGAGGAAGAACCAGCUGAGGGAAGCGUACUGCAACAACCUGUGGGACGGAGCCAGGAAGACAUUGGCUACUCUGUGGGAUGGUCACGGAGCCAUUUGGCAUGGCUAUGAGAUCCAUGGGAUGGAGAAGAUCCCUAACAAAGGACCAGCUCUGAUAGUCUACUAUCAUGGAGCCAUUCCAAUAGACUACUACUACUUCUUGGCCAAUGUUAUCAUCCAGAAAGGACGUACCUGCCACUCUGUAGCUGACCACUUCCUCUUCAAGAUCCCCGGUUUCAAACUGCUGUUGGAGGUGUUCAGUGUGAUCCAUGGCCCUCAGGAGGAGUGUGUGCGGGCUCUGAGGAAUGGCCACCUGUUGGGAAUUUCUCCAGGUGGAGUCCGUGAAGCUCUGUUCAGUGAUGAGACCUACCCUCUUCUGUGGGGAAAACGAAAAGGCUUUGCUCAGGUUGCCAUUGACUCUCAAGUGCCAGUAAUUCCAAUGUUUACUCAGAACGUACGGGAAGGCUUCCGAUCUCUGGGAACACUGAGAUUGUUCCGCUGGCUCUAUGAAAGAUUCCGUCUUCCUGUUGCUCCAGUUUAUGGAGGAUUUCCUGUUAAAUUUCGGACCUUCCUUGGUGAUCCAAUUCCUUAUGAUCCAAACCUAAGUGCUACAGAACUGGCAGAGAGAGUGCAGCAGGCCGUCCAGUCUCUGAUAGACAAGCACCAGCAGAUCCCGGGCAGCAUCCUGAGAGCCUUGUUAGAGAGAUUUCACAGCAAAGACAAAGACCAUUAACACCAGCAGCACAUGAGACAAACGUCCAUUUUGUGACCAAACAUGGUGUCUGAUUGGCUGAGAUGGGCCCGGCACGCAGAGAUAUUCACUGCCCUGAAACAUUACAGACUGAUGGAGCUUCCCUCUACAUACAGGUUUUAUUUUGCACAUGUCAUUUAGUUUAUAUAGGCUGUGAUUUUCAUCUUUGUAUUCUCAGUCCCGAGCUCUACUACCUGAAGUUAGAUAAGACUUAAGUUGUCACACCUCAGAGGAGAGAAAGAAAAGAUUUGCACAAACUGUUCUCAUGCCAUCAAAUGUGAUCAGUUACUGUCGUGAUCCAGAGAAAAAGUGAUUUACUUUAUUUAUGUAAAAUAAGCUCAAGGGAUUCUUAAUAAAUUUGGUUUAUUAUGAUUUAAAGCAACA
Melanotaenia boesemani (Boeseman's rainbowfish) is the source of this 1632-nucleotide messenger RNA. RefSeq names its product transmembrane protein 68 (gene tmem68). The coding region runs from base 229 to 1230 and encodes 333 amino acids. Gene Ontology annotation, cellular component: membrane. Gene Ontology annotation, molecular function: acyltransferase activity. NCBI's taxonomy places the organism in Eukaryota, Metazoa, Chordata, Actinopteri, Atheriniformes, Melanotaeniidae. The record is from RefSeq and is a predicted model, not a curated record. The transcript has 9 exons.